Molecule: messenger RNA, 1761 nt
Organism: Durusdinium trenchii
Lineage: Eukaryota; Dinophyceae; Suessiales; Symbiodiniaceae
Source: the annotation of a GenBank genome assembly
AUGAGUCCAUGCUGGAGCCUUGCUCACUGCGUAGUCCUUUUAGGCACCGUGGGCAGAAGCAGCUUGGUCGCGGGGCCCAUAGAGGGCGGCAACCGUCCACAGAGACCUCGUCGACUGGCACUGGCAGCUCCGGUGCUGGAGCGGGUCUCGGUGGUCCUGAGCACUGGGGCCACUGCAGAGCUCUCCUGGAGAUAUACCCAGCUCAUGUACUCCUUGACCAUCCCCCAGGAGGCGAUUGCCGCUGCACUGCUAGUAGUUCUCCGCAGCGGCUACACUGCCACGAUGAGGCUCUUGAGGCCGGAGGACAACUUCGCUGAGACAUUGCGCUCGGGUGUGACCUCGGCCUUUGCCGAUGUGCCCACGGAAGAGGCUGCAGAGCUGGUGCUGGAGGUAAGCCAUCAAUCUCGGGCAACCAAUUACACGAUUUUGGUCCUGCGAUCCACGAUCACAUCCAACUUCAAGUUUCGGCUCUCCGACCCUGCGGCCUCCGCGUCUCCGCUGGCCACCUUGACGGGCCUCUCCGUGCUGGAUGGCCAGGGACCGUUGCCAAUGCGGCCCAUGUACUUCGACCCGCAGAGGAGCCAAUAUUUGGCCUUCGCCCAGCUGAACACUGGAGGACGUUCGCGCUCCGUGCGUUUGGUCGCCUCCAAGAACGACCCGAAUGCCACACUGCGCUUACGUGUGGAUGGGACCCAGUGGGAGCCGCUUGAGUCGGGAAUACGCACGAGGUACAUCGAAGUUCCACGCCAUGCCUGGCUUCAAGUGGAGAUCGAAGUGGCAUCUCCAACAACCGCAGUUUUGGUCUAUGAGAUCUUGAUCACCCGCGAGUUGCUUUGCCACGUGAUGUGUCGCACCUGCUACGGGCCCAAGGACACGCAGUGCUUGUCCUGCAGGGCACCGUUGCUUUUGAACAACGGAAGCUGUUCGCAAACCGCAUGUCCGCCAGGCAAGUACUACGACUGGACAACCUAUCAAUGCCAGCCUUGCCAUGAGACCUGUGCACAGUGUGAAGGCCCAGCAUCAUCGGCCUGCACCCAGUGCCCUGCCCUUUAUUUGCUCUCACCGCCGGUGGGACAGGAGGAUGCCCGCAUGGCGCCCUGCGUGCUGCGCUGCUCCACUGGCCGCUUUGCACACCCCAAGAGCCGCCGCUGCCGAAAACCGCCCACAGCACCGGUGAAGAGCUUUUACCUCCAGUUCAAGUUCCGGAGCACAUUUGAGGCCUUUGCCGGAGACGCCCUGAUCCAAGAAUCUGUGGUCAACACCACGGCCUUCGUCUUGGGACUCAGUUUGUCUGACGUCCGCGCCUACCGGCUGGAGCCUUUAAAGGAGCUCAACGGCAUCAUGCUUGAAGACUAUUUGCCGCAGAUGAUGGUAGAAGUGGUGUCACCCUUCCUCCUCAAGGAUGAGGCGGACGCCAUCUUGGUGGACUUGUGGUUCGGAGCUUUUGAGGUGCCCCUGGAUGAAGUCACCAGCUUCACCUGGGACGAGGUCCAUCCACCUUUGCCGCCUCUGCCGCUGGAGCCGUUUCUGCCGGUUUGGCUCUGGGGGCUCAUCACUUCAGCCUCCUCAGCGGUCGUGAUGUUGAUCCCCCUGUACUGCUGCUACUUCCGUCGUUUGUCCAGCACCCGGCGUAAGUACCGCCCAACCGCAGGGGUUGACCCCUCCUUCAUGGAGAAGGUGGUGGCACAGUCCGAUCCGCGCGUGGUGCGCCGCUUCGUGGCGCGGGAGGCCGGCGCGCAGCUGCUGAGGGACUCCGACUGA